Cylicocyclus nassatus is the source of this 589-nucleotide messenger RNA. The record is from the annotation of a GenBank genome assembly. NCBI's taxonomy places the organism in Eukaryota, Metazoa, Nematoda, Chromadorea, Rhabditida, Strongylidae.
AGAUUCCAAUUCCACAUGCUUACCAGGCUAUAUAGAUUGUAGCUCCAAAGCAUUUUAUGCAAUGCAGUUCACCGGCCAACAAGUCUUCGCAUGGAUUAUUCUUUUACUAGGUACCGGUAUACUGGUCUCUUCGUUUACCUCGGAUUUCUGGUCCACUCACACUCGAUUCAAUCAGCAUGAUGCUCUACAAAUGCACCGUGGUAUCUUGAAGCAGUGUGUUUCAACUCGUACCUAUGGAAAUUGCUUUAUGAGACUUUCAUCAAUUCUACACCGAUUACGAUGGAUUUUCGACAAUUACGAUGCAUAUCCAAGUCGAAUGCUUGCGUAUAGGCAUUCUCCUACUCAAACGUUUGAAGUGGUGAUUGCUGGUCUGCUCAUUUCCUCGAUUACUAUGGCUUGCGCUGUGGUCGUGACGGGCCCAUUCUGCUGUCAGAAGUGUCGAAUGUCAACAACGUUCAUCGUCCUUCUGACGGGAGUAUGUGUUGGCACGGCUUGUUUUGUCUACUGGCAAGCGAAUCUAGAGGGCCAAACGUUCACAUUGCAGCAUAUACCGAUACACGAUCUGUUCGCCUAUGAGUUUGUGAGUUAA